AACCAUACUGUCUGUAUAAAUCCAACAAAAGGAACUUUAAACGAGAAACCUAUAAAUGAACUUCUUUUGAAAGCAGAUGUUGACAACAAAGCUGACAAAGAAUAUGUAGACGAUGCAAUAGCAAAAGAAGAAGAAAGAGCUAACAAUGCUUAUGCAACAAAAGAACAUACUCAACCUGAACUAGCAGACAAAACAUAUGUUGACAAUAAAAUGUCAAGUGAAGUGACAAGAGCUGAAAACGAAUAUUCUAAAAAGACUCAUACACAUUCUAUAUCUGAAAUAACAGACUUACAAGAAACCUUAAACAGGAAAAGUGCCGUUGGACAUAGACAUUCUAUAUCUGAAAUAACAGACUUACAAGAAACCUUAAACAGUAAAAGUGCCGUUGGACAUACACAUACCAUUGCAAAUAUUACAAACUUACAAGAAACCUUAAACAGGAAAAGUGCCGUUGGACAUAGACAUUCUAUAUCUGAAAUAACAGACUUAAACGUUAGCCUUGAAAAGAAAGCGGAUAAGGAUUGUGUGGCGAGUAGGUUAGAGAAGAAAGCAGAUAAGGAAUAUGUGGAUGAAAAAGAUAAUGAAAUUAUAGAAAGGGUUGAAUGGUAUCAUGGAUGGACAUCGAAGAUUUUAAAAACUAAAGCCGAUACAGGAUGGGUUUCAGGAUGUUUAGACCUUAAAGCAGAUAAAACUUAUGUUAACGAUGAGUUAGAGAAGAAAGCAAAUAAGACUCAUACACAUGAUUUCUUCACAACUGUUGCUAUAGAAAGUAUUGAAGGAACGGUUGAAGAAACUGGUGGGGAUGCAUUAUAUUGUAAACCUCCUAACUUUCCACAAGGUUUAACAUCGGAUGACGACAUAACGACGAUGAGAAACAUUAGAUGUAAAGAUGUUUAUGUCAUGAAGGAUGAAUAUAAUAUUAAAUUCACUGCUCAAGAUUUAUAUGACAAGAAAGCAGACAAAAAAGAGCUUCAAACAUUAAAGACAGAAAUACUUCAAACAUUAUAUCCUAUAGGCUCUAUUUAUACGUCAAUGAACUCUACCAGACCAGAAGUAGUACUUGGUUUUGGAACUUGGACUCAAAUAGUCGACAGGUUUUUGUAUUGUGCAAACUCUUCAAAGGAAACAGGUGGAAGUAAAACGAUUUCAGGUGAAAAUUUACCUGCACACAGUCACUACAUAGAUUUAAGUACAUCUCAAGCAGGUUUGCAUAGUCAUAGAUUUUGGGAUUGGUCAGGAAUGACAAAAGGUAAAGGAUAUGAUGUUAAAGAGGACGUUAAGUUUGCUAUAAAUUGUUACUGGAAUAACACUGAGGGAGGAGGAAUCCAUACACAUCGCGUUUCAGGAUAUACGCAAACAACGGGACAAAGUAAAGACUACAUGCCACCUUACAUGACAGUUUACGCAUGGUAUAGAAUUGCUUAG
Molecule: messenger RNA, 1425 nt
Organism: Trichomonas vaginalis G3
Lineage: Eukaryota; Parabasalia; Trichomonadida; Trichomonadidae
Product: phage tail repeat-like family
Exons: 1
Source: RefSeq, a predicted model, not a curated record